AAAUCAAACCCAGCAGACACACUGUUCAUUGAUCAAACAAAUCAUGUACUACCAUUCCCUCAGUUCUUAUUCGAUCUUGUUCUUCCUCUUCUCCCUAUUCCACCAUCUUCCUUGUGCUUCAAGUAACCAAGGACUUGGGUGGUGUGAGUCUCUGUUUCAGUGUGGGAACAUCACCGCUGAUUUCCCCUUUUGGGGCGGGAAUCGUCACAAACCUUGCGGUCAUCCGUUGCUGGAGCUUCACUGCAACAAUAACAAUAUCACCUCUUUAUACAUCUCAAAUCAAGAGUUCUAUGUUCGUCAGAUAAAUCAAACAUCUAACACUCUUACGCUUGCCAGAUCAGACCUUCUAGGUUCUUUUUGCUCCUCCUAUGCAUACAAUACCACAACCUUGCCUCCCGAAAUCUUUGAGCUUUCCCCAACUUACAAGAGCCUAACCGUAUUGUACCAUUGUGAUCCAAAGCUUUCUUACCGCUCGAGUUAUACAUGUCCUGCUCUAGGUACUUUUUCAAUGUCUCAAAGCGUUGAUUACCAAUAUUCUUGCCAAAACAGUUUCACAGUUAACGUUCCAACGAGUUUCCAUCCAGAAGAGAGAGGGUUGAAUUUGACUAAUUUGGAAAGUGCUCUAAGAAAAGGUUUUGAGGUGAAGCUGGUGAUUGAUGAAAUACCGUGUCAACAAUGUUCAUCCACUCGUGGAAUCUGUAGUUUCAACGGUACCACACAGAGUUGCUGUAACGCAACCUCACCGUCAGGAGGAGUUAGUUGCGUACCAUAUCAACAUAGUGCUGAUGAGGUUUAUAGACGAUGCAGUGAAAGUUUUAGCUGUGGCAGUCAGAGAGAUCUCAAUUACCCCUUAUGGAAACCUGGCAGAGAAGAAUGUGGCCACCCCAACUUCAAGCUCAACUGUAGCGGAGGAUUCGCAGAGAUUAACAUCGCCUCUGUUAAAUUCAGAAUCCUAGACUCAUAUCGCUCUUUAAUAAGACUUGCAAGAUCAGAUUAUAUUGGCGAUUUGUGUCCCGCAAACCCACUAACUGCGCCAUUCAUCGAAAAAUUCCUUCCAGUCCUCGAACUCACUGGUGAGACAGAGCUUCUAACUUUAUACUACGGCUGCCGUUUCAAUUCAUCGGAUAUUCCUGCUAACAUUUACGUUGGAGAGCUUGGUUGUGAUGAGGGAAGAAGUUACUAUGUCACGAGAAACCUGUCCUCUCCUUUACUUGACAGUUCUAGAGGCGUUUUGAACAACUUGAGGGAAAUGUGCAAAAGAAACGUCAGUGUUCCUGCGUCUGGACCCGCGUUAUUCGAUCUCCAGACAAGGCCAAAUCAAGAUAAUCUGAAGAUGGCUCUUGAUCAAGGUUUUCGGAUGUUGAUUACAUCAGAUUGUGAGAGGUGCCGAGGUUCUGGCGGUGCUUGUGGAUAUAAUCAGACUUCAAGUGGGUUCGGGUGCUAUUGUAAAGAUGGUAAAUGCGGAUACGAAUACGAUGAUGGAUUUUUUCGUCGGCAUCGACGGUUUAUUGCGACUCUGGUCAGGUAUACUUUUAUAGCUCUGGGUGCAUUAACAGGUGUUGUUAUAGUUUUUCUAGUGCUACUAUGCCCUUGCUUCAGAGUCCAAAUUUUCCGAAAGAGAAAAACAUCAGAUGAAGUGAGACUACAGAAGCUGAAGGCUCUGAUUCCACUCAAACACUACACUUAUGCGGAAGUGAAGAAAAUGACAAAGUCAUUCACGGAGGUGGUUGGGAGAGGCGGGUUUGGAAUUGUUUAUAGCGGAACCCUUAGUGAUAGCAGUAUGGUUGCGGUAAAGGUCUUGAAAGAUUCAAAGGGUACUGAUGGUGAAGACUUCAUUAAUGAAGUUGCCAGCAUGAGCCAAACUUCUCAUGUCAACAUUGUUUCACUGCUUGGAUUCUGCUGUGAAGGUUCAAGAAGAGCAAUUAUAUAUGAAUUUUUGGGUAAUGGGUCACUCGAUAAAUUCAUAUCGGACAAGAGCUCGGUGAAUUUAGACUUGAAGACACUGUAUGGGAUCGCACUAGGAGUUGCUCGUGGUCUAGAGUACUUGCACUAUGGAUGCAAAACGAGGAUCGUGCAUUUCGACAUUAAACCUCAGAACGUGCUGUUAGAUGAUAAUCUUUGCCCUAAAGUUUCUGAUUUCGGACUUGCUAAGCUCUGCGAGAAGAAGGAGAGCAUUUUAUCAUUGUUGGAUACAAGGGGUACAAUAGGAUACAUUGCACCAGAGAUGAUCUCUCGACUUUAUGGGAGUGUUUCUCAUAAGUCGGAUGUGUAUAGCUACGGAAUGUUGGUACUCGAAAUGAUAGGUGCAAGGAAGAAAGAACGAUUUGAUCAAAACUCUCGAUCCGACGGAAGCUCAAUAUAUUUUCCAGAAUGGAUCUAUAAGGAUCUUGAGAAGGCCAACAUUAAGGAUAUCGAGAAGACAGAAAAUGGAGGGCUUAUCGAGAAUGGAAUCAGCAGCGAGGAAGAGGAGAUAGCAAGGAAGAUGACAUUGGUGGGUUUGUGGUGUAUUCAGUCUUCCCCAUCAGAUCGUCCACCGAUGAACAAAGUUGUAGAGAUGAUGGAAGGAAGCUUGGAUGCUCUUGAAGUGCCACCUAGACCUGUUUUGCAGCAAAUUUCAGCUUCGUCGGUUUCCGACUCUUUUUGGAAUUCAGAGGAGAGUUCAAGUGCCUCUGAUAUACUGGUUUUCUCCACAAACUCAAAGCUGGAAUCUUCAAGUUUGUGAAUAGAAAAUCGUCGUGAAGGUCAUAUGUUAUUUGCAUAACAAAUAGAACACAUAUAUGUUUUAAUAUACAAUAACCCAACUCAAAAGUUGCGAUAUAGUUUCUUCAUGAAUCUUUUCCUCUGUGUUGAAUAAAAAUAGGGCAUCAGUGUUGGACCAAUUCAAGGAAGCAUAAGUGACUGACAGAUACAUGAAAUGGUCUUUUUCCACACUCCAUAUCUCUGUAAUAUGUUCAUUACGGAUCACUUACCGCUGGUAAAGUCAAGUCAAAUAUUGUAAAAAAUGGAUCUUAAGUUGGGAUGUUAUUUUCAGUAGGGUCCGUCUGAGAAAAUGUUUAAGUGUCUCACUUUGAGAUCGUCCUACAAUAGAAAACAAAAUAAAAAAACUUUGUAGUUCUUAUCA
This is a messenger RNA of Arabidopsis thaliana (thale cress), 3121 nucleotides long. Its product is annotated as Protein kinase superfamily protein. The coding region runs from base 44 to 2722 and encodes 892 amino acids. Gene Ontology annotation, molecular function: protein serine/threonine kinase activity; ATP binding; protein kinase activity. The transcript has 5 exons. NCBI's taxonomy places the organism in Eukaryota, Viridiplantae, Streptophyta, Magnoliopsida, Brassicales, Brassicaceae. Gene Ontology annotation, cellular component: membrane. The record is from RefSeq and is marked reviewed.